Messenger RNA from Coffea arabica (coffee), 891 nucleotides. Its product is annotated as major strawberry allergen Fra a 1.06-like. Gene Ontology annotation, molecular function: protein phosphatase inhibitor activity; signaling receptor activity; abscisic acid binding. The record is from RefSeq and is a predicted model, not a curated record. Gene Ontology annotation, biological process: defense response; abscisic acid-activated signaling pathway. Lineage: Eukaryota; Viridiplantae; Streptophyta; Magnoliopsida; Gentianales; Rubiaceae. Gene Ontology annotation, cellular component: cytoplasm; nucleus.
UCUUAUUUCUCACCACUAAACCUCUUCAAGAACAACCAAAACCUUCUUGGAUUAAAUCCCUCUUGUUCUUAAAGAAUCAUGGCCCCUAUCACUUAUAGCUCUGAGAUGACCUCCCCAAUCCCUCCAGCUAGGUUGUUUAAGGCCGCCAUCCUUGAUGACACCCUUCUUCCCAAAAUCCUGCCACAGGCCAUCAAGAGUGUCGAAAUCCUUGAAGGAGAUGGUGGAGCUGGAAAAAUUAAGUUGAGCAAAUUUGGUGAAGCUAACAAAUUCAAGAGUGCCAAACACAGAGUUGAUGAACUUGACAAAGAAAACUUCGUUUACAGCUAUAGCGUAAUUGAGAGUGAUGCAUUGAAAGAUGGAAUUGAGAAAUUCACCAAUGAGGUCAAAUUUGAAGCCUCCCCUAAUGGAGGGUCAAUUUGCAAAACUAACAGCAGUAUCUACACCAAGGGUGAUGUCCAGAUCACUGAGGAAGAAAUUAAGUGAGCAACAGAAAGGGCAUUGGGAAUGUUCAAGGCUGUUGAGGCUUAUCUCCUUGCCAAUCCUGAUGACUACAACUAAUUAAUCAAGCUAUUGCAAGACUCUUCCACACAUAUUUGCUUACUGUUGUUUUUUACGAAAGCUUCAAUUGCCUUAAGCUGUAUGGUUGAAUUAUUUUGGAGCUCUGAUCAUAAUAUGUGAUCAAGGUGUGCUUUGCUUGUAUUUUUGCUUGAUCACAGAGUGUGAUCUUGUUUGAUGCUUUUUCUUCGUUCUUGUGCUGCAACAAACUGUUUUGAAUUCAAUUUCAUAUCUCUCAUCUUGAAGUCCCAAGAUUCAAUGGGAUUGGGAAUUCUUACCAAUCAGCAGCAUAUAUUGGAGAAUCGAUAUGGAGACACGAAUUACUAUCAUUUACGU